AUGGCUUCCUCUGUUUUCUUUGCCUGUGGCUUCAAUGCCUUCGGCCAGAUCUCUUCUGAGACGGACCAAGACAUAGCUGAGCCCAAGGAACUCGUCACCUUCGAGCAUGCGGCCAACACCAGACUUCUUUUCGCUGGUUGGAGCGAGACAACAUUCUACCAGCAUGGCAAGGGUAAGGAGAACGGUCAAAUCAUGAGACUUGGCAGUACAAAGAUCGUUCAAGAAGCACCAUUGCCUGAUCUGACCGCCGGAUUCGGAGAUCACAAUGGUCUUCUUGGUGUGCUCAAUCGCAAAGGAGGUGUCGCGUUUACCGAAGAGAACCAAAUUGAAGCGCACACAGCGACAGCAGACGCGCUUUCUGAUGAGGAAGCGCCAGGUGUUGCAUACUUGGCUGUAGCGGGCAACGGCCACGUCGCUGUGGUCCUCUCAUCAGCCAGUUCACCUAGAAACAGCAUUCUGGAAUUCAAAUCCUUCGACAAGUUUCGGCAAUGGUUUGACGAUGAAGUCAACGAUCUUCACGGGCCCAGCUUCAGUCAUACCGUACCAGGACGUGUAGCUCAGUUGGUGGCCAAUGUUACCGGCUUCGUAUGUCUGACGCAGGAUGGCAGUGUCUAUACAUGGGGAGACGCAAGACAUAGCUCGCUAGGUCGCAGCGUCGCCGAGACAGAAGCUAAAAGUCCAGGUCUCGUUGAGUCUCUUGCUGGCAUCCAAAUCAAGAAGAUUGCGUCCGAUGGGUGGAUGACAGCAGCAUUGUCGGAAGAUGGUGCAGUAUAUCUCUUUGGCAGAGGGACACCUGGUACUGAGCACUCGUUGUCAUGUCUGGAUGGACUGGAUUCGACUGGAGCUGCUCUGAUUGAGAUUGAGCAGGAUGGGGAGCCUCUGGACUUCCUGGAUAUUGCUGUGGGUGAUGGCCAUGUCGUGCUGCUGACCCAGGACGGACGUAUUUAUGCCGCUGGCGACAACCGCAACGGUCAACUGGGCCUUGGAGAGAAGGCUUCGGGCUAUAUUAAAGACUGGCGAGAGGUCAUCAUCCCAGAUGGACACCGUUGCAGUGCGGUAUAUGCAGGACCAAAGUCAUCAUUCUUUCAGAUUGUUGGAACAUGA
This is a messenger RNA of Aureobasidium melanogenum CBS 110374, 1104 nucleotides long. RefSeq names its product RCC1/BLIP-II protein. NCBI's taxonomy places the organism in Eukaryota, Fungi, Ascomycota, Dothideomycetes, Dothideales, Saccotheciaceae. Gene Ontology annotation, molecular function: guanyl-nucleotide exchange factor activity. Gene Ontology annotation, cellular component: cytoplasm. The transcript has a single exon. The record is from RefSeq and is a predicted model, not a curated record. Bases 1 to 1104 code for a protein of 367 amino acids.